AUGAUGCCCCCGUUGGCGCGGGACCCCAGUCCUAAUGCCACCUUCAAGUUCCCCGCCUUCCAGUCCGAUCUCCUGCCCGCGCCCGAGGAAGACCAGGGCUAUGGCCUCAGCUCGUCGCGGUCGGCGAGCCCCAGCCAUGCAGCGCAAGCCAACGGCAGCACAAACCCCGCAGACAGAUGGCAGCCGCGCAAAGAGGCGAGGUUCGGAGUGGUGAAUGCUGCGGCGCCAGGCCCCUCGACGAGACACGGGCGCCAGAAGAGCCUGAGCGAGGCCUUCAAGACGAUAAGGACGCGCAAGGGCAGUGUCAGCCAGAACGCCCACGAAAUCGCCGACGCGCUCAAGGCGCCGCUCUCGCCCAAGCUCGUCCUGCUUUGUGGUAUCUGGUACAUGACAUCCAUCUUCACAAACAUGUCGUCCAAAGCCAUCCUCACCGCACUGCCCAAACCCAUUACUCUCACGACGGUCCAGUUUGCCUUUGUAUCGGGCUGGUGUCUGGUACUUGCUGCAUUUGCAAGGAGGUAUCCGCGCUUCAAGCAAGCAAUGCCCUUUUUGAAGUAUGGAAUCCGUCCGCCCUCCAAGGAGCUGAUCAUGGCCACGAUGCCCCUCACCUGCUUCCAGAUUGGCGGCCAUAUACUGAGCGCCGAUGCUACGUCGAGGAUACCCGUGUCGCUAGUGCACACCAUCAAGGGACUUUCGCCGCUCCUCACCGUCAUGGCGUACAGCAUCUUCUUCAAGAUCCAAUACUCGCUACCCACCUAUCUCUCUCUGAUACCGCUGACCCUAGGUGUAGUGUUGGCCUGCUCAGCCGACUUCAACGCCAAUCUCAUUGGCCUCAUUUCAGCCUUUGGGAGCACCAUUCUUUUCGUGGUGCAGAACAUUGUCUCAAAGCAGAUCUUCAACGACGCCGCCGCUGCAGAGAAGGAUGGCCUCCCCCCCAACAAAUUCACAAAGCCAGACAAGCUUAACCUGCUCUGCUACUCUUCUGGCCUGGCGUUCCUGUUUACUCUCCCUCUCUGGCUGUGGUCUGAAGGCUUCACUCUCAUCUUUGACUUUUUGCACGAUGCCUCGAUCCAGCUCUCUGACCAUCCUGGCGCGCUGGACCAUGGCCGGCUUUUUAUCGAGUUUUUGUUCAACGGAACAUUCCACUUUGGACAGAACAUUGUGGCUUUUGUUCUGCUGUCCAUGGUGUCACCAGUAACGUACUCGGUUGCCAGUUUGAUCAAGCGCGUCUUUGUCAUUGUCUUCGCCAUUGUCUGGUUUGGAAAGCCAAUGACCAAGGUUCAAGCGUUUGGCUUUGUGCUCACAUUCAUCGGCCUCUAUCUCUAUGACCGCACGCACGACUCAGCCAAGGCAGAUAAACGCGCCAAAGCACUGCAGUCCAAGGGCCAUGGCACGCUGCUGCCUCUAUCGACCGAUGUCAAGUCGCGGCCCAUGUUCACGGCUAGCCCAUCUUCCAUGACGGCAACUGGCGCAUAUCCCAUGGCAGGCAUAUCCGAGUCAAGAGAUGAGAAGAGAGAUGACAGCUUAGGAGCUUCGGGAUUUAAACGAAUGUCUGAGUCGAGCGGCUCACAUUACCUGCCGCCAGGGACCAAGGCAGAGGAGACGUGGCGACACAACGACAUGAGUAGCAGUAGAAAGAGCAUAGGUGUUUCAUGA
Exserohilum turcica Et28A is the source of this 1656-nucleotide messenger RNA. RefSeq lists its product as uncharacterized. Gene Ontology annotation, molecular function: phosphoenolpyruvate transmembrane transporter activity; antiporter activity. Gene Ontology annotation, biological process: phosphoenolpyruvate transmembrane import into Golgi lumen. NCBI's taxonomy places the organism in Eukaryota, Fungi, Ascomycota, Dothideomycetes, Pleosporales, Pleosporaceae. Gene Ontology annotation, cellular component: Golgi apparatus; endoplasmic reticulum. The record is from RefSeq and is a predicted model, not a curated record. Bases 1 to 1656 code for a protein of 551 amino acids. The transcript is spliced from 2 exons.